CUCGCGCUUGUAUCAGCUUCACUAUAACAGUUCAGGUUGUGGCGGCAUUGCCUGAAGUCCUUCAAACAUUGGGAUUGUUGCCAUAUCUUUUUUGCGGAAAUUAUAAAGAAAAUUACUUGGUGUGAAAGACGAAAGGAUUUCAGGUCCGCUCCGACAUCCAGCUAAAAUAAUCAGAUAAUCCCCGGACUCCCAGAUUGAGGGGGGCAGACCGAGACCGGCGGGACAUAUUCUGCUUACUUUUACUGCGCAAAACAAAGUAGCCUACUGAAGAAUCUUAUUAUACGUAUUUGUAUUGUGGAGCAGACGGAUCGCAUGCAUAAAGCGCUCAGACAUCCAGGGCAUUAUUCAAAGCCUGUCUUUCUGUGGACUUGUCAGUGAGGCAUCAAAGCGAAGGGGGCUAUACAAGGAUUCAACGUUUGGGAUUCAUUGACCUGAAAACUGCUAUCCGAAUUUAUCCUAAUCUCAUCCAGUGCUUUCUCACGACUUUUCGGACUGUAGCAUCAGAUUGAGAGCGCAUCUGUUCACAAUUACACGAGCUCUGGCUGUACCUGGCUGCCUACUAAACUCUUCUCUGCACAUACUCGCGUUUAUCACGGAUCAACUGCAGACGUCGCGUUAAGUGCAGUUUUAUUCACGAUUCGACUUUCUGUGCCGUUGUGAAGGGCUGGACUAAAGUGGAUAGUGUCGAAGUUGCAUGAAUCACAGAGUCGCCCCGUGAUCAGAUCGCGAUCAGUUCGGAUAUUUGUCACAAGGCGAAAAGUGCGAUGACGAUGUUGGCGACUUUUUGGAUACUCCUGCUGGUUGCUUGGAACGCUCCAGCGGGGAAUGGGCAGGCAGUGCAGACGGACCCCAGCAAAUCUGGAUUCGUGGGUGAUACGGUCGAGCUGCGCUGUGUCUUCAUCAACAGUAAACCACCAGUGAAGAUCUCUCAGGUCACCUGGCAAAAGCUGAUAAAUGGCACCAAGCAAAACGUGGCCACCGCUAACCCGGCUUUAGGAGUAUCAGUUCUGCCCCCUUUUAAGGACCGCGUGAGCUUCAAGCAUCCCGCGGUGCGCCAAAGAACCCCUUCUUCUCUUGAAGACACCACCAUUGUGUUCAGCAGCCUGCGGCUCUCGGAUGAGGCGGCCUACAUCUGCGAGUACACCACCUUUCCAGCAGGCAACAGGGAGAACAUGGUCAACCUGACUGUCUUUGCGCAACCAGUGACCAAGAUGAUGUUGACUUCACACACCAUCGUCGCACGGACGGCAAAGAAUAAGAUGGCCGUGGCCACCUGCACGUCAGCUAACGGCAAGCCUCCCAGCGUCAUCAAAUGGGAAACCAAUCUAAAGGGCGAGGCCUCAUUCCAGGAAACACGCAAUCCCAACGGCACAGUGACCGUACGCAGUAACUACUUGGUGGUGCCCAGCCGUGAGAGCCACAAACAGAAACUCACCUGCAUCGUCACCUACCGCGCAGAACGCUAUACAGAGAGCGUCAUACUCAACGUCCAGUAUGAACCAGAGGUGAAGAUUGAGGGUUUUGAUGGCAACUGGUACCUGAAUCGUCAAAAUGUGCAGCUGACCUGCAACGCAGACGCCAACCCGGCCGUCACCGUCUACCAGUGGAAACUGCUCAAUGGAUCUCUUCCCAACAAUGUUGAAAUCAAGAACAACACCCUGUUCUUCAAAGGCCCAGUGACUAAUGAGCUUACAGGGACGUACAUCUGCGACGCCACCAACAGCAUCGGCACACGCUCGGGGCUGGUAGAGGUCAACGUGACAGAUUUCCCUAUCUUACCAACUACUAUGAACCCUAAGACCUCACUGGAACAGCACGGUUCUGGAGCGGCCAUCGGCGGGGCGGUGGGUGGCGUGGCACUGCUGAUCGCCGCCAUCGCUCUUCUGGUCUUCUUCCUGAGGCGUCGCCAGCGCACCUUCAAGGGCGAUUACAGCACCAAAAAGCACGUGUUUGGCAAUGGCUACAGCAAGGCGGGAGGAGUACCAACACAUCCACCAGUGCCUAAGAACCUGCAGUACCCCGACGAUUCGGACGAUGAAAAGAAGCCCGCCCAGAUUACCGGGCCUGGCAGUUUCGAAGGCGGCGAUCGGGAUUUCGAUGGCAAUUCCGAGGAUUUGAAGAGACCCUAUUUCACCGUAGACGAAGGCGAAAGUCGCGAUUACGACGAACGGACUCUAGCUUUCCAGUACGACCCCGAACCCGAGAUCACCGACGACAUGGUGUCCCAAACCGACGGCUCUGUUAUUUCAAAGAAAGAGUGGUACGUGUAAAGCGGCAUGCAACGGAAUGGAAACAAAAAAGAGCAACAACCUUUUGCCCUAUCCUGCAUCCAAUACCACCCAGCCACCUCCAUCACUAGAACCCUUCAUGUGUUUAUCCCUACCUGCACCUCACCCCAGCCCCUUACCCGGUAACCUUAUCAGAGCCCAUCAAAAUAAACAGCUGUAGAAAAACAGCUCGCAACAUCAUUACAUAUCCACAUGCUUUGAAAAAAAACUGCAAGAGGUAUUCUCACGGACUGAGACCAGUCAACAUCCGCUAAGGCUGGACAGGCAGGUUGCUUGAAAAUAUCACAUUGUAUUAUCAUUUUUUGCCUCAUUUUGUUGUCAUAAAUGUAUUAAAUGUGUAAAGAGAGACUGUAACUGUUUUGGGAAGGGGUAUUUUGCUGGUCAUAUUGUGAAAGUCCUACACUGGAUGUACGAUUAUUUUUUUAUAUCAUAUUGAUUUUACUUUAAUGGACUUUUUUGUUUGUCUGUUUUGUAUAAUCUUGCUUUUUAUAUGGAGUGUUGGUUACCAAAAAAAGGGGGAACUUAAUAUUAGAAAUUGCAGAUAGAUGUAUGAGGUCAGAGGUUAAAUUAGCUAAUCUUAUUUUAUGGAAACAAUUCUGCCAUGCAACAGUAAUAAUUCAAAGACCCAGAGUUAUGGUGUCCAAAUGUGGCAUUUCAAUACAAUGGGAAAGAAAGGGUUCUGACUUCUUUUCAAAACAAGUAUUUAUUUUAAGACACAUCUACGAGGGCUCUGCAUCUCAAAGCGCCCAUAUGCAGCAUUAGUCAUAAAGCGCAUAGCUGGCAAAAAUGGGGCAUAGACAGAUAAUGCAACCCUCACCCGCCUCCAAUGCUGUACACUGAUAAGAGUGUGGGGUUGAUGUGUUUGAAAAAAAAAUCCUACAGCUCUUCAGUCUUAGCGUUCAUCAUGUACAGUCUUUCCAUAGCAACGCUAUACCCGGAUCCAGACAUAAAAGGCCAAUCCUGUAUAAUAUGGUGUUGUUUUAAAGACAGAACCUGUUUGUUAUUUAGAUUUGGUGAUGUGGUCGAUUAUGAGCUACAAAUGUUUCAAUGCUAAUGUUUAGUUUCACAGGAUGUUGUUUUUACAAGCACCAUUUAGGGCCUUUGCGAUGGACGCUGGAGAACGUAGCAUUAAAGGCAAGGGUCAUGGGAAUGUGCAAAGUCUGGAGCCAAAGGUAAACUUGGCAGCGAUCGGCUCCCGUUGGCCGAAAAACACAUGCACCGCAGACGAGCAUGAAACCACCUGCUGGAUAUUCGAAAGCACAGUGCUGCUAGUCUGCAGUCAGGAAUGCUUUCCAAACGCUGUACCUGAUCCUCUAAAAGGAGCAGAUUUGUUGGCUACAUAUUAAUCAAUAUUAAACGGCAUCAAAACUGUUCGAGAAAUGGCGCAAAAGGACCGCAAGUUGGAAUUCAUCUAGUCACAUGGACAUCAGUUGGCUCCAAACCGUACGAACAUCCAAGCCUUAUUUUAAUGCAUGUUUGUCUGUUUCCCUUUCGUUUGAUUGGUUGGUUGGUUUAGCCAGAGACUUGAUGUUUCUCAAGAGGUCCGCCAGGGUAUUGGAGUUUUGUGUUUGUGAAAGGGUGGGCAGUAUUCACCGAAACGAUUUCAUUUCCAGAGACAAAUAAGCUCACCGACUGCAUCCAUAACGCCCUCCAGACUCCAAAAAGAAUGCAUUAGUGGAAUUUAUCAUGAAAUAUUUAAUUCCCUUGCCUGCCUUAAACAGGGCUCUGGAUAAGAAAUAGAGAUUAGGAUGCUGAAUCGCUGUAAUCACACAGACAAUCCAGGAGGACCCAAGGAAACCUUAGAUGAAAGCCACUUAUACGAGCCGGUCCAGACAGAAUCUGAAAUGCACUGAAGCAAAAAUACGCAGAAUGGAUUUGAACAUGUGAGUGUGUCACUGUACACUCCUUAAAGGAACAGUAUGUAAGAAAUUUAUAGCAAUUAAUCAUAAAAUGGCCCUGAUAUGUCACUAGACAUUAAGAAAUCAUUUUCAUUUCAAAUACUUAUAUCACUGACAACAGUGGUCUGGCCAGGAUAUUGUCAUUUAAAAAGUGGAGUUGCAGCCCUCAACUGAUGUUUAUGUUGUCAUUUUGUGUAUUGGCCACCAGUUGUGUGAUUGCAGUACCGGUUUUAGCCACAAGUUUUGUGAUUGCAAUACCCGUUUUGGCCACAAUCCUACAUACUGUUCCUUUAAAUGAUCAUCAAAUUAGCAUAUUUGAAUACCUGAAUAGUCCAGGUAUAGGACAUGUGUACUUCAAAUUCAUGAUAGUCUCAAAAUCUAUAUAGUCUCAAUUCAUUAAAUUAAAACCUCAAUGCUAGACCUCAUGCUCACACAUUUUCCCUAAAACAAUCCACAUGAUGAAAAACUGUACAUUUGUCGCUUAGUUUAAUGAUUAUAUUUUAGCUUAAUUCAAGUGAAUGUGCAGCGUUAUUCAAAUUGCAGUGCCUAUGAUGUGAGAUGUAAGGUUUUACUUUUUUAUGUCCGAAACUUGUACAUAUAGUUUGAUUUUUAGGUUUUUUUUAUCGUGUCCUGUCUGCAGUGUUACUGUACAUCGUUUUAGGACAGUAGCAUGACAAUAUCAUAAACAUAUCACGAGUCUGAAAUCUCAUCGCCUGGACUUCAAGUAUUACGGAAGCUGCAGGAUUUUUUAAACUUUUAUGAAUUUGCGCGUUUCUUUGCUUCGAUAAAUUAAAAGCGGGCCAUCGCUGGCAUUUAAAAAUAAAAGACAUUUCUGCAAGAUCAGUCGCGAUUGAACGGACUGGCAUUGCUUUAGCUAAAGCACAAGCUUUUUUCGAAUCGGUUUAUUAACAGUUUUGUUAUUUCUGCUUCUGUCUCAUGAACAGACUGUUUUGACCCCUGUGCACCCGGGGGUUUGUUUAUUGAGGGUCCUUUUUAUUUUUGUCAAGCUAAGCACAAGUAACUUAUCCACCAAAAGGCUGUAAUGACUUGUAAGAAGACUCGAACGAUUAUAAUUAAUUUUCAAGAACCAUAUCGGCCGUUUGUUUGUUUGUCUGGUGGCGCAGUUGAUGUUAAGGCUUUUCCGCACAAACGCAUGGGCGUACAUUAUUUCUUUUUUUUAUAUAGCUGUAAAGUAUUGAUUUUUGUAUUCCUUUUUGAUAUUUUCAUCAGGUUGGAGUCUCGGUUUUCUCAUUCCACUGUGUCUUGUCUUUCUAACUGCCCACUUCAAAGCCUGACAUUCCACUGUAAAUAAUGUAAUGUAAGUUGGAGAUUAUAGCUGGGUUUACUGUACUGUAUGUAGAGGGAAGAGAAGCAGCGUGGAGUCUGCAAAAUAAUUUAGACAGCUCAGUUGGUUGGAGAUAUAUAGCUUAUUGCCAUAAAUCUACUUUAACAUUGACUUUGGUAGAUACGUUUUGAUAUGUCAAUGGCUUCUGUAUAGAGGCGGGGGGCCGAUGCGUUACGAUGACUUUGUACAUAACUGCAACAAAACAAACGAAAAAAGCAUAAAACAAACAAAAAGAAAGAUCUUGUCUUCAUGCAGCCGUGUGAAUGUAUGUCUGCUGAGGUCGGUAAUGAUAUGAAAAAUAUAUAUAUUGUUCACAUGUGUUGACCCAGUGAAGUAAACUGUAUUUGCUUUAAAACAUUAAAAUGAUUUCAAUGUUCAAA
Molecule: messenger RNA, 5911 nt
Organism: Misgurnus anguillicaudatus (oriental weatherfish)
Lineage: Eukaryota; Metazoa; Chordata; Actinopteri; Cypriniformes; Cobitidae
Gene: nectin1b
Product: nectin cell adhesion molecule 1b
Biological process (GO): protein localization to cell junction; homophilic cell-cell adhesion; heterophilic cell-cell adhesion
Cellular component (GO): adherens junction
Source: RefSeq, a predicted model, not a curated record